This is a messenger RNA of Triticum urartu, 1278 nucleotides long. RefSeq names its product Zinc-binding dehydrogenase family protein. NCBI's taxonomy places the organism in Eukaryota, Viridiplantae, Streptophyta, Magnoliopsida, Poales, Poaceae. The record is from RefSeq and is a predicted model, not a curated record. Gene Ontology annotation, molecular function: oxidoreductase activity, acting on the CH-CH group of donors, NAD or NADP as acceptor.
CUACCACCCGCGGCACCCCCACCUACCUAAACCUCGGCGACUCUCUUCCCCCCACUGUUCACCGGCAGCUUACCUCACCUCGGCGAGUUCCACUCCAUCCGCCAAAGACGCUCUCUACUCCCCGGACAGCGGCAAUGGAGCAAGCGAGCCCGCCGGCGGGGUCGGCGAGGAACAGGAAGGUGGUGCUGCGGGAUUACAUCAGCCGCGCGCCGAGGGAGGACGACAUGGCGCUCGUCGACGGCGGCGCCGUGCCGCUGCGCGUCCCCGAGGGCGCCGCCGGCCCGGCCGUUCUGGUGAAGAACCUCUACCUCUCCUGCGACCCCUACAUGCGCGGCCGGAUGCGGGACUUCCACGGCUCAUACAUCCCCCCGUUCAAGCCCGGAUCUGUUAUAGAAGGGCUGGGCGUGGCGAGAGUGGUGGAUUCCACUCAUCCGGGGUUCGUUGCCGGUGACAUUGUUUCGGGAAUGACUGGCUGGGAGGAAUACAGCCUGAUCGACAAGCCCGAACAGCUGAAUAAGAUUCAGCAAAGCGACAUACCACUGUCCUAUCACCUGGGGCUUCUCGGCAUGCCUGGUUUUACAGCUUAUGUUGGAUUCUAUGAGAUCUGCUCACCGAAGAAAGGAGAGUUUGUCUUUGUUUCUGCUGCAUCAGGAGCAGUUGGUCAGAUUGUUGGUCAACUUGCAAAGCUACAUGGCUGCUAUGUUGUCGGAAGUGCCGGAACAAAUCAGAAAGUUGAACUCCUAAAAGAUAAGUUUGGAUUCGAUGAAGCUUUUAAUUACAAAGAGGAGCCUGACUUGACUGCAGCCCUAAAAAGGUACUUUCCUGAAGGUAUUGACAUCUACUUCGAGAAUGUAGGCGGACCAAUGCUAGAUGCUGUACUCCUUAACAUGCGGAUGCAUGGUCGCAUAGCAGUAUGUGGGAUGGUCUCCCAGCACGGCAUGACUGAUCCUUCAGGGAUCCACAACCUCUUCUGUCUGGUGCCGAAACGGAUCAGUAUGAAGGGCUUCAUCCAGAGUGAUUACAUCAAGUUAUUCUCACAGUUCGUCGAUUACAUAACCAAGCAUUACAAGGAUGGAAAGAUUGAAUAUGUAGAAGACAUGAGCAUCGGGCUAGAGAAUGCGCCAGCUGCCUUUGUUGGUCUAUUCAGUGGUAAAAAUGUGGGCAAACAAGUCGUGUGUGUGUCACAAGAGUGAAGCACAUCUACAUUCUGAUGAAUAUUAUGAAUAUCUCAUGAUUCAAAUAAUAAUAAAGAUUGUGAACUGCUCGUGUUGAUGUGCA